Messenger RNA from Dictyostelium purpureum, 2112 nucleotides. RefSeq lists its product as uncharacterized. The record is from RefSeq and is a predicted model, not a curated record. The coding region runs from base 1 to 2112 and encodes 703 amino acids. NCBI's taxonomy places the organism in Eukaryota, Evosea, Eumycetozoa, Dictyosteliales, Dictyosteliaceae. The transcript is spliced from 2 exons.
AUGAAAUAUAAAAAAUUAUUUAUAUUAUUAUUAUCAGUACUAUUGUUAUCAAGUUUUAUAGAGUUUGGUAACUGUAAUAAACAAGAUUCAGAUGACCAUGGUAAAUUAGCAUUGGAAACCAAAGUACCAGAUCUUCACUCGGAUUCAAAUGUACCAGUUUCAGUGGAUGAAAGUGAUAGUGAGAGCAACAGUGGUAGUAGCAGUGUUAGUCAUGAAAAAAUUAAUGGAAGAGAUAUUAUUGAAUGUAAUAAUACAGCUGUUUCACUCAGCGUUUUUGAAUACAGAGAAACCUCAAUUGAUAUAAACCCAUAUUCUUGUGCUUUAAAAAAUCCUUUUGGUAAAAACACAAAGCUUUCCAAAGGUUCACCACUAGUUAUUGACAAAUGUGACACAGCCGAUUGCUUUGAUCACAAAUAUUCAUGCUCAGAAAUUGAAAUAAAUCAAGAUAUGGGUUAUGGUUCAUAUUCAAUUAUGAUCAAAGGUGGAAGAGUUUCAAAUACAAAAAUUUAUAUUAGUUUAGAAACAGAUUCAUCAACUAAUGGCAAAGAGUAUUCAAAUGUUUUCUUCAAGAUUUUGGGUAAUACUACAAUGGCACAUGUCGGUUUCACCCAAAAUGGUGAAAGAAAUGAAGAAACAACAGCUAAAGUACAAUUAGAUAAAGGUUUUGAAGAUACCAUGACAAACUAUACUAUUUUAUAUACUCAAUUCUCUCUUGCAUUUUUUGCAAACGGUAAGGAGCUAAAGAAUUUCCAAACUCUCUACAUGAAUGUUAGUGUUAUUACUCCACCAAUUGUUUACCGUGUUUUGUAUAGUGUUGAAAACUACAAUGGAAAAGUUAGUGCUUCCAAUUUACCAUCCACCAUUUAUGUUCAAGAUUUUGAUUAUUUACCAGGACCAUGUAUCGACGAUGAAGAAGGUGAAGUAAAUUUCAUUCCAAAACCAUACUAUGACUACUAUGUAGGAAAUUGUACAACCAAAGAUGCAAUGAUUAUUUAUAAUGGCACUAUGGAUGCUGAUUGGGAUAUUCUCGGUCCAACUACAAUUAGCCCAAAUAAUACUGAUGUUAAAAGACUCGAGUACUCAAUUUCAUGUGCAUUUAACUAUGGUAAAAACUAUCUUCGUUUCAAAGCCAAAAAACCAUUCCCAGUCGAUAGACACCGUUAUCUUACUUUUUGGGUAAAUGGUGGUAAUAAAAGUGGUCAAACUCUUUGGGUUCAUUUAGCAUUAGGUAAUUUCAAGAUCUCGACCAUCAAUUUAAAUGACUACAUCCUUGGUGGUAUUAAAAAGAAGCAAUGGUCCAAAAUUAUUAUCCCAAUGAAGAAAUUCCAAUUAAGAAAAGAAAAACCAAAUCAAUUAAUGGAUGGAUUUAUGAUUGAACCAACUCAUAAUCAAUAUAUGGAUCGUGUAUUCUUUGAUUUCGUUGCUUUUUCAAAUGGAUCAAGAUGUGUCAGUACAUUAAAUAGCCUCCCAAUUUUCAAGAAUGGUCGUAUGAACAAUAAAGAUCCAAUUGAACAAGAAAGUUUCCAAAUUAAAAACAGUAUUGGUAACGUAGAUUUCAAUGGUCAACGUUUUGGCACUGGAAAGAAUAUUACACUCGAAUAUCAAAUUCAAGUAGAUAGUAAAAUCCAAAUUAAUUUUGAAAAUGGUUCACUCGAAACUUAUGAUGCAUUAAAUUUCAAAUUCCAAUACAUCCCAGAUACAGACUAUGUUUUCAGUGGUUCAACUUUUAACAAUCAACCAAAUCCUUUAAGAUUAGAAGUAUGUCUUUUAACAAGUGAUGGUAUCGCAACUUAUACUUGUUUAGAUUUGUCAUCAUACGUUGGUGGUUUAUUCCCAACUAAUAAAUGGUUCACUUUAUCUAUUCCAUGGAUCGAUCUUUCUGCCAAUGUUAUUGAUGGUGCUAAAAUUGGCGGUAUUCUCAUUAAAUGUCCAGAUGAUAUGGAUGCAACUAUUCAUCAAGGUUCACUUGUUAUCCAAACUAUCGAAUUAGUUUACUUUAGAUUACCAGAAAAAGAAAAACUAUUGGAUUCUUUUGCUAUCAAAUCUGUACAAUUAAAUAAUUUAUUCUAUAUUACAAUUUUAUCAAUUUCAACAAUUUUCUUAUUAUUAUAA